Molecule: messenger RNA, 2165 nt
Organism: Peromyscus maniculatus bairdii (prairie deer mouse)
Lineage: Eukaryota; Metazoa; Chordata; Mammalia; Rodentia; Cricetidae
Source: RefSeq, a predicted model, not a curated record
CGCGCGGGGCUGGGAAGUCGCGCGCACCCUCGGCUCCCGGGGACAGGCGUUUAACUCUUGCCAAGUCUCGCCGCCGCCGCGGCUCGCGGGCCCUGGGCUUUCCCUUGAAGCAUGAGCCUUCCCUCCCGCCGCCGCCAACGCUGCGCGCGGGUCGCGGACCGUGCGAGCCGGGGCUCCGGGCCAGCGGACUCCAGAUCCCUUGCGCCCCGAGCCCGGAAGCUUGCGGCAGGCGAUCCGUGGGUGACCGCGUCUGCGAGGGACUUGGCCACACCAACACCCUGCCGGAAUUUGGAGAGGGAGAACCAGCUGCUUGCAGUCCCCUCCCCCUCCGCCACCAUUUCGGACACCCCGCAGAGACUCGUUUCGGGAUACCCCGCGACUUCCAAGAAAGGACGCGAGGUCCUCUGGCCCCCCCAGCUCGGGCGACCACCUGUCCCGGACGCGUGGACGCAUCUCCCAUGACCCUGCGGUGCCUGGAGCCCUCCGGGAAUGGCGCGGACAGGACGCGGAGCCAGUGGGGGACCGCGGGGUCGGCGGAGGAGCCGUCCCCAGAGGCGGCGCGACUGGCCAAGGCCCUGCGCGAGCUCAGUCAAACAGGCUGGUACUGGGGGAGCAUGACUGUUAAUGAAGCCAAAGAGAAGCUCAAGGAGGCGCCUGAAGGGACGUUCUUGAUCAGAGACAGUUCACACUCAGACUACCUACUAACCAUAUCCGUUAAGACGUCCGCUGGACCGACCAACCUCCGGAUUGAGUACCAAGAUGGGAAGUUCCGGUUGGAUUCUAUCAUCUGUGUCAAGUCCAAGCUUAAGCAGUUUGACAGUGUGGUUCAUCUGAUUGACUACUAUGUCCAGAUGUGCAAGGAUAAACGGACCGGCCCGGAGGCCCCUCGGAACGGGACUGUUCACUUGUACCUGACCAAACCUCUGUACACGUCAGCCCCAUCUCUACAGCAUUUCUGCCGACUCACCAUUAACAAAUGUACCGGUGCCAUCUGGGGACUGCCUUUACCAACAAGACUAAAAGAUUACUUGGAAGAAUAUAAAUUCCAGCUCCCAGGACUCGACCCUCCAAAGCUCGAGACUUCCUGGAGGAGAAAGGAAUAGUACGAUGAUUUUAUAGAGAGAAAAUUGCCGCUUUGCUUCCUUUGGCGACUCUGGCACCUGAGCCUUGCAUCUGAAAACCCUGCGAGAAUGAGACCAAUCGAGGCGGCCGAGCGACCCUCCUAUGACUUAAAGCAGUUCUGAAAACAGUGUCCCAGGGACCAGGAGAACAAGCCCCCAGGACAAUGUUAGCCUGAGGUGGGAGUCGGGUGAGCUACUGAGAAUAGGUAGCGCCUGGUUUUCAGCUUCAGCCAAAGACUUGGCUCUUCUGAGCUGGAGAUCAUGGCCCCGGUCUUUCUAAGGCAUCUUUAAAAGGAAACAAACCUCUUUUUGCUUACUCAGUUGUGGGUUCGGAUCUUGUGGCUGCCACUGGGGUGAGCAGGAGCUGACUUGGGAGGUUCUUAAGGCGAUGUUUUGGUCUCUGCUGUGUUGUUGACGUGAGUGCCACGGCUGCCCACUUCACAGCAUGCCAGACCCUCCAUCCUCAGCCUGGCACGCUUACCCAACCUUAUCUUGCUGGAUUCUUUUCUACUCGGCUGCACCCUCCUAAUAGACUCCACCAUCCAGGAAUACCUCAUAAUCCCACAGUCGCCGAGCAAGCCAGGAUGCUCUCCCUCACGUCAGAGAUCUGAACACUCUGUUCCCUCCCAACAUGUUCUUCCUACCCCCUCUCCCCGGAGAACUCCUGCUUAUCCAACAUGGCCCAGCUCAAGCAUUUUUCCCCUGUAUCUCUCCAAGCAUCCCCAGAAUGUCGGAUCCACCCUGUACCUAAUGUACAAUCCUGUUACACAACCCUCUUGACCUCAGUGUCGGUGAAACGCUCUAUUGGUAAGGAAUUAUUUCGCAAUAUUUAUAUAUUUUCAUGAUAUGGCAUGAUGCAAUCAUUAAAAAAAAAAAAAAAAAAAACGUAGGAAGCCCAUGGAGAAGAAACUCCCAAACUACCUGCCGACUUGCUAGAGUCUGUUACUAUUAGCAUUUUGUUUCUGAGCUGGCAUGCACCUUGGCACAUACCUGCACCCAGCUGAAAUAGGGGUGUCUGCUACAUGCUGGAGACUGGUCUGGGUA